Molecule: messenger RNA, 5035 nt
Organism: Paramormyrops kingsleyae
Lineage: Eukaryota; Metazoa; Chordata; Actinopteri; Osteoglossiformes; Mormyridae
Product: disintegrin and metalloproteinase domain-containing protein 10-like
Biological process (GO): Notch signaling pathway; membrane protein ectodomain proteolysis
Cellular component (GO): synaptic membrane; plasma membrane
Molecular function (GO): metalloendopeptidase activity involved in amyloid precursor protein catabolic process
Source: RefSeq, a predicted model, not a curated record
GUUAGAGACUAGCCGCAAACAGCCGGAGACUAUAGAAAGAGCUGCCGCUUCAAGGAAAUCGCAACAAUAAACUGUCCACGCUGUCAAUGUUCACAUAAUGAAUUUGGGCGCCAUGUUCCAGUUGAAGCUCUUGCUUUUGUUUUACUUUGUAAGACAUGCCGGGGGUCAGUACGAGAAUCCCCUGAACAAUUACAUCCACCACUAUGAGGGCCUGUCCUAUGACACAGAUGUUCUGCACAACAAGCACCAGCGAGUCAGGAGGGCCCUGUCCCAUGAGGACAAGUUUCUCCACCUUGACUUCCAUGCACAUGGAAGACAUUUUAAUCUUCGAAUGAAGAGGGACACCUCCAUAUUCUCACCAGACUUCAAGCUGGAAAUGUCAGGCACGGAAACGGACUAUGACACAUCACAUAUUUAUAUUGGCGAAAUCUAUGGUGAAAAGGGCACCCUGACCCAUGGCUCCAUUGUGGACGGGAAGUUCGAGGGCUUCAUCCGGACCCACCGUGGCACGUAUUACGUGGAGCCUGCUGAUCGCUACCUCGGGGACCGGAACGUUCCCUACCACUCAGUCAUCUACCACGAAGAGGACAUCCAUUACCCUCACAAGUACGGGGCCGAAGGAGGCUGUGCGGACCACUCUGUCUUUGAGAGGAUGAAAAAGUACCAGCAGUCUGCAGUAGAGGAGCCAGCCAAGGGGACCCACCAGAAUGUGGAAGACGAGGAGCGUGCUGACGGGCCAGUGAUCCUGAGAAAGAAGCGAGCUGCACAGGUACAGAAGAACACCUGCCAGCUCUUCAUCCAGACAGACCACCUCUUCUACAAGCGCUACGGCACCAGAGAAGCUGUGAUUGCACAGAUCUCCAGCCAUGUGAAGGCAGUUGACUCCAUAUACCAGAGCACAGACUUUCUGGGCAUUCGCAACAUCAGUUUCAUGGUUAAGAGGAUCCGGAUCAACACCACAGACGACAUGACGGACUCAAGCAACCCCUUCCGCUUCCCCAACAUUGGGGUGGAGAAGUUCCUUGAGUUGAACUCUGAACAGAACCAUGAUGACUACUGCCUGGCCUAUGUCUUCACAGACCGCGACUUUGACGAUGGGGUGCUGGGCCUGGCAUGGGUGGGGGCCCCAGCAGGGAGCUCAGGUGGCAUUUGUGAGAAGAACAAACCGUAUUCCGAUGGGAAGAGGAAGUCCCUGAACACAGGCAUCAUCACCGUUCAGAAUUAUGCUUCCCACGUCCCACCCAAGGUCUCCCACAUCACCUUCGCCCACGAGAUAGGCCACAACUUCGGCUCUCCGCAUGACUCUGGUUUGUUGUGCACCCCCGGCGAGUCGAAGAUCCAGAACCAGAAGGAAAGUGGAAACUUCAUCAUGUAUGCCCGAGCCACCUCAGGGGAUCGGCCCAACAACAACAAGUUCUCCAUUUGCAGCAUGCGCAACAUCAGCCAAGUGCUGGAGAAGAAGAGGGACAUCUGCUUUGUGGAGUCUGGUCAGCCCAUCUGUGGGAAUGGCCUAGUGGAGGUUGGUGAGGAGUGUGACUGUGGCUACAGUGAUCAGUGCAAGGACCAGUGUUGCUACGACGCCAACCAGCCUGAUGGCAAGAAGUGCAAGUUGAAGCCGAACAAACAGUGCAGCCCCAGCCAAGGGCCCUGCUGCACAGCCAGCUGCACCUUCAUGGGACGCAACGAGAAGUGCCGCGAGGAGUCGGACUGCGCCCACGUGGGCUCGUGCAACGGCGAGACCGCACAGUGUCCUGUCUCCGAGCCCAAGCCCAACUUGACUUCCUGCCAUAGGGAUACACAAGUCUGCUUCAAUGGGGUUUGCUCGGGCUCCAUUUGCCAGAAGCACAACUUGGAUGUUUGCACGUGCGCCAGCGUCGAGGGCAAGAAUGACAGCGAGCUGUGCCACGUCUGCUGCAUGGAGAAAUCCAACCCCGACACCUGCAGCAGCACCACUUCAACCCGGUGGAAGAAAUUCUUCAAUAACACUGUCAUCACACUGCAGCCUGGCUCACCCUGCAAUGAUUUUAAGGGCUACUGCGACGUCUUCAUGAAGUGCCGCCUGGUGGAUGCUGAUGGGCCCCUUGCUAGGCUCAAGAAGGCUCUCCUGAAUCCAGAGCUCUACGAGAAUAUCGCCGAGUGGAUUGUUGGACACUGGUGGGCCGUGCUGCUCAUGGGCAUCGCCCUCAUCCUGCUGAUGGCCGGCUUCAUCAAGAUCUGCAGCGUCCACACCCCCAGCAGCAACCCCAAGCUGCCGCCGCCCAAGCCCCUCCCAGGCACGCUGAAGAGGAGGCGAGCCCAGCAGGCCCAGACUCAGCCACAGCGCCACUCUCGCCAGCCCCGAGAGGACUACCAGAUGGGCCAGAUGAGACGCUGAGGCAGUUAGGCCUCCCGGUGCCUUGGUUGUUCCUAGUGCCUACAGCGGGAAAAACUUCACUCCAAAGAAUUACCUGUAACAGUCAGAUCCAAACACCCCCCACGUUCUGCAGAGCAAACUGGCAAGCAGACCCAUUAUACAGGAAGGGGGGGGGGGGAACAGGACUCAUGAUGUUGCUCUUUUCUCAGAGUGGCAAAUGGCUUUCUUAAAAUCUGACAACGGACAGAGAGAGGAAUUAAAGAUUUCUGUUGUGUAUUUAAUUUUUUCAGCCUUUUUUUAACACAGUGUCAGGGACAAGUCUUAGCUCUACUCGUUCUCUCUCGCACUCUCUCUCUCUGUCGUUCUCCCUUUAUUCCCUUUUUCCCCCCCUCUUUUUUCAUGUGAUGCCCCCCCCCCCACUGCCACCACCUCGCCCCUUUGGAAACUGACUGCAGGUGAUGUGUGGGCCUCUGCAGCCGAUGCAAGCUGGGAAGCUGCAGUCUCAGAGUUCAAGGGACCACGUUGCCAAUUUAAUCUCCGCAGCUUCAAAGGAGCACAAGCGCAGGCUUCUGUCUGGGCUGCAUCCGCAGUGUGCAGCUGUACAGAGAUCGCAAUAUGGAAUUUUACACACUGUAUCAUAUGAGGAGCCUUUUCUGCUUUUUGGAAAAAACAUUUUAUUAAACACUCAGGACUUUCAAGAAAAAAAUCAAAGAAAAAUAGAACAUGACAUCAUAGUAGAGAAUUCCUGAGGAUUUUUAAAUUUUUUUUGACCACAAGCAGUUGGUCUUUUUCUUUGUCACUUGGCUUAUUUUAGCAGCUGCUAUUUUGCAUGGGGCGCAGAGAGGGAUUUAUAAAUGAAUGAAGGUAAAUUGUUUUAGAUGUCAGAGGUGGGUAUAUCAUGCAGGGUGAGGUGGCUGUCUGCAGUAGCAUCAGCGUUUAGCCGAAGGUUACAUUCUUUCAUUCUGUUGCAUUUAUCUUCUUUUGAGUUACUUUUCCAGUUUUCUGUACAAUGUGAUAUUAGCUGGUAAACAACCACUAAAUGUAAGAGGGUGUGAAAGGAGGGGAGUUGUACUGGGCGGGCUGGGUGUGGCAUGGGCGUGUUGACCACCUCUGCUGAUCGUCAUUCCACUGAGCCUUUUGACGACACAAUGAACAGAGUAGCCAAUCACCAGUGACAUCCCUCUGGGCGGCUGAGGCAACCAAUCAGGCAAGUUGUUGUAAAGGUCAUGCUUACCCCUGCUGCACGCACAGCUGUGUUUCUGCCAGGCUGCUGUAUGUGCAGGUUUUUCAGCUGUCUGACAGGGGGGAACAAAUUAGUUGAAUUAGGGAGGCAAUUUGUUCAGUUCACUUGAUUGUAUUAGUGCUCAGGUGCAUAAAGACUCACAACUGCUGUGCCAACUCACACUCUGCAGCCUUGACGCAGUAUUGGAGGAGCCCCCCCCCCCCCCAAAUGUGGUGUAUAUUUAGUUAAAAGGUAAUAUGGUGUUGAUUAGUGGGCCCUAAAAGAGCUCCCUGUUGUCUCCCCCCCCCCUACCCCAGUGUAAACUCACUGCCUGUUCUGAGCCAGUUAUCAAGGACAAACUGGGUGUGAAGCAGCAAUUCCAGAAUCCACCUCCUGCUGAGUAUCAGUUAUGACAGGCCUGCUCUCUAGAGGCUUGGAGGAAACAGAUUGCAGAAGUGGCAAUGCUUCGCUCCAGUACUUAAUCUUACCCCCACUGCCCCCCACCCACCCCCAGCUCCUUCUCAAGGUCCCGCCCAAGAAUCUUGGCUUCUCUCUGCUGCUGAAAGGAAAGCUGAAUUGUGUGAGCGCUUGUUUUGAAUCAUGGUUGCCAGCAGUUCUGCUUUAAUGGUCACUGAGCAUGUCCCUCUUCUCAGUGCUAACAGGCAGCUCAGAGUUUAUGUUUUCUUUUUUUUUUUCCUUUAUUUUUUAAAUAACAUGUUCUAUGAAGUUGGUAAACCAUUGCAAUCCAGAAUUGCUAUUCCAGCAUGUAAGGAAGUUCUCCAAAGUGACCCUGUGGGCUUGGCUGGGAGCCAUGCCAUCGGCCCAUGCGAGGGUCACUCGGGCUUUCCCGCUGCAAACAGGGCGCCAUUGGCCUUUACUCUUCCGGAAGGUCACGCCGGUGUGCUGCAGCUGCCUCAUGGCCGCAGUGUGUGUGGGGGAGAAUGGCAGCAUGGGCUGGACUAGCUUAUUUUAGUGAUGUGACUACAUAAAUGUGACUCAUCCUCUUUUUGGGCGCUUGUGGGUGGGUGGCUGAUAAUGAAAGCUGCCGGUUUGGUUAAUUACAAAAACCAAUCGGCUGUGACGCAGUGAGUGUGCACCCCCGUUUUUCCUGUGGUAGGGUCUGUCUCAUGGGAGCGUGGCUGUGUCGAUGUUUGGGUCAUUAUUUUUUUAAAGCAUAUUAUAUAUUUAAUCAGUUUCAGACCUUGAGAGAACCUUGCACUGAGAUGUUCGCUUUGGAUGGGUGAUACAAGUGGAAAUAUUUGGGGGGGGGGGGGGCUAAUUCUGUGGUCUUAUUUUACAUCCGCUGUGUUUUAUACAGUAUCCAGAACUUUUUCUUUUGUUCUUUUUUUGUUCCCUUAAAAUUUUUUAUUAAAAAAUUGCAAAAGAUAUUGUGCAGACAUAUGUAAUUUUUUGAAGUACUUGAAAUGCAUUAAUAAAAAUAGAUUUGAUCAAGACAUUGA